GCUGUCUUGUUGUGCAGCUGGGGGAGAAUCGGAGUGUGUGGACUGCAGGUAAACUGGGAGUGAUGGGAGCCACCUGGAUCUCAUGGAGAACAACGACAACUGUCAUCAUUACUAUACUACAAAUCCAAGCGCUGAUCAGUGUCAAAACCAAAGCUGUUACCGGUGUGGAAGGACAGAUGUUUGACUUCAGAUGUGACUAUCAGGACGGCCAGCAGAGCAAUGCCAAGUACUUCUGCCAUGUUGAUGAAAAUGUGUCCUCCGGUCACCUGAUACGGACAGAGAAACACAACCAGUGGGUGAGAAAUGGACGUUUCUCUCUUUACGACAACACCACCGGAGCCUUCUUCGUUGUCAGGGUGGACAAACUCAUCUCAGAGGACAGGGGGACGUACUGGUGUGGGGUGGACAUCAGCUUGCAAGUUGAUGAUAUCAGGGCCAUACAGCUGAAUGUGUCCCGAGCCAAACCUUCAGAAAACCAUACUCAUUACACAACUGCAUCGACCAUCUUUCAAAAGGACCUCACAGUGGACAAGCUCAACCUGCCGCUGUACCUGACUGCAGCGAUGUGUGUGGCAGCGAUACUGAGUGUGUGUUUCUUUACACUGUGUCUUCUGCUGGCUGUUAAACACAGAAGAUCAGGCACACGUCAGAACAGAGAGACAUCAUCUGACUACGAGACAAUGACGCCUGGUGUAAGAACUGAACCCGAGCUCCGCUGCAGCUGCAGCUGUUCAGACUGCGCUGAUCUCUCAUCUUUACCAGCUCCACCGCCUGACCCCUGGUCCCACUACACGUCAAAGCACUGGGUGUCUGAGGACACUCCCGCCCAUGGUGAAUAUGUUGAUGUGGAUGUACCAAGGCACAUCUGCCAGUAUCAACAUCUGGAUUUCAGCCGUUUAGAGGAGCACAUCUAUCACAGCCUUAAUGGAAACAGGGGGCCUAAAGACGGACCUCCGGGAGUCAGAGAGCAGAUUGACUGUUGAUGCUGUUAAAGGAUUGUUCCAAGUUAAUUACAACUUGGGUCUAGAGUUUGAAGAUUUGGCCAUAAUUUCUGUCAGUUAUUAUAAUUAACUAAGUCUUAUAGAAAGUCUGUAACUUUAUCGUUAACCCUUAUUUUCCUCUGCCAUGUUAUUGUUAAUGUAUGGUUAUCGUUAUAGGUAGGAAUGAUGGCCAAAACUGCAACAAUAAGAUCCAACAUGUAACAAACCAACAUUAUUCUUCCUGUGUAUGGAUGAAAGAGAGUUGAACAGAUGCUGGCCAGUUCAAAAGUUAACAAUUCAGGAUAUUUAGUAAAUCAAGGAGUUGUACUGUUGAUUUUUUGUGUGCUGUGGAGGAAAAUGUACCACUUUGGACGGCGCAAACAAAAGAAAAGACUGAAACGAGAUACCACAGUCUGAGCCGGACUCUCCACUCAAACUGUCAGGGUUAACAAAAUCCACCAAGAGGAGCAGACUCUCUCUCUCUCUCUCUGCUUUAUCAUAUAUUUCACCAAAAUAAAUCAAGUGGUAAUAUCUGAAGAUGUCCUUGUAUCCAUUAUCUACUGCCCUUAAACAUUCACUGUGUGACAGGUAAGACGUGGGAGGGAUGUUUUGACGCCUUUGACACGGCUGAGGGGUUUUGUGGGGAGAUUCAGACAGAGGAAGCACAGUGUGCACAGUUUUCAUUCGUUUAACAUGAAGUCAAGGCGAGAUGAGAAAAGAGUAAAGCGGACAAAGGUGUACGCCUCCUGUGAGUAUAACGUGGAGAGGAUUUUCCUAAUG
This is a messenger RNA of Chelmon rostratus (copperband butterflyfish), 1760 nucleotides long. RefSeq names its product CMRF35-like molecule 8. The transcript is spliced from 6 exons. The coding region runs from base 63 to 983 and encodes 306 amino acids. The record is from RefSeq and is a predicted model, not a curated record. Lineage: Eukaryota; Metazoa; Chordata; Actinopteri; Chaetodontiformes; Chaetodontidae.